CCCCUUCCUCGCAUCUACUCAGAAGCUCUUCAAUUCCGUCAUUUUCUUUCAACUUCAACAGCAAAAGUCAAAUAACUGAGCCUUUCUUUCUUCCCCCAUUUCAUUCCUGUUUAUAUAAAAUCAAUCUCUGGUAUCUCCCCUUCAACAACUGAAUUAUUCCCUUAACUAAUCCCAUUCGAAAAAUCUAAGCAGCUCCCGCAUUACAAAGACAGCUCAGAGGUGAAGAAGGGAGGAGCAGAACAACAAGAAGAAGAAACAUGGCAGGUUACCCGCACAGCAACGGCGGUGGAGGUCAGUACCCAGAAUUUCCGGCGGUUCCCACUCACGGCGGUCAGUUUGUUCAGUACGACGUAUUUGGGAAUCAGUUCGAGAUCACCCCCAAGUAUCGCCCUCCGAUCAUGCCCAUCGGCCGCGGCGCCUACGGCAUCGUCUGCUCGGUGUUGAAUUCGGAGACGAACGAGAUGGUGGCGAUGAAGAAGAUAGCUAAUGCUUUUGACAAUCACAUGGACGCCAAGCGCACCCUCCGCGAGAUUAAGCUGAUGCGCCACUUGGAUCACGAAAACGUCGGUGAUCUCAUCUCGAUUCCGUUUCUGAUUCAGUUGAGGAGGGAGUUUAAUGAUGUCUACAUAGCAACUGAGCUCAUGGACACCGAUUUGCACCAGAUCAUACGAUCCAAUCAGGGUUUGUCCGAGGAGCAUUGUCAGUAUUUCCUGUAUCAGUUACUCCGGGGAUUGAAGUACAUACACUCUGCCAAUGUGAUCCACAGAGAUCUGAAACCCAGCAAUCUUCUCCUGAAUGCAAAUUGUGACCUGAAGAUCUGUGAUUUCGGCCUGGCACGCCCUACUUCGGAGAACGAGUUCAUGACUGAGUAUGUUGUUACGAGAUGGUACAGGGCGCCUGAGCUGCUGCUAAACAGUCAGGAUUACACUGCAGCAAUUGAUGUCUGGUCAGUGGGCUGCAUUUUCAUGGAGCUUAUGAACAGAAAGCCCUUGUUUCCUGGCAAAGAUCACGUCCAUCAGAUGCGAUUGUUGACAGAGCUACUGGGCACACCAAGUGAAUCUGAGCUGGGGUUUGUGAGGAAUGAAGAUGCUAGGAAAUAUAUCCGGCAGCUCAGCCCACAUCCUCGACAGCCAUUGGCCAAACUUUUCCCUCAUGUUCAUCCUUUGGCCAUGGAUCUUGUGGACAAAAUGCUGACAUUUGAUCCUACAAGAAGAAUUACUGUUGAGGAAGCAUUAGCACACCCAUAUCUUGAACGAUUGCACGAUAUAGCAGAUGAACCGGUCUGUACGGAGUCUUUCUCCUUCGAUUUCGAGCAACAACCUUUGGUAGAAGAACAGAUGAAGGAGAUGAUUUACAUGGAGGCAUUAGAAUUUAAUCCAGAAUAUGCAUAGAAGUGCAAAGAAGAGUUAUGUUAGUUCUGCUUGAUAGCCUAUAUCAUUUCUGUUAUUUCUUCUUCCAUUGGAAAUUGCUCCUGCAAAUCCUCAUUUGCACUGAGAAAAGAGAAGAGCAGAGCAACCACAUUAAACCGAGCAAAAUUACAACUGGUGGUGGUGAAAGAACCAACCCCAAAUGCUGCACUCUCUUCAUGCUGCAACUACCUGGUCAGGAGAUUACACCUUGUAAGAUCUACCCUGAUGGUCCUCUCUGCCAUCACUGUAAAACCUGUACCAAAUGUAAUAUUGUAAUUCUUCUUUGGGAACCUUACACGUUAUGUAACUGAAUAAAUUUCAAGUUAGUUAAUAGUUAUGAGGUUAUUUGAGUUUAUCUUUUUCAGCAUGCUAACAAAAUAUCUAUUCGGAGC
Molecule: messenger RNA, 1801 nt
Organism: Linum tenue
Lineage: Eukaryota; Viridiplantae; Streptophyta; Magnoliopsida; Malpighiales; Linaceae
Source: the annotation of a GenBank genome assembly